AUGCGUUUCUCAGCAACCGCCGUUUUGGCUGCCGCGGCCGCGACGUCGGCGUCUGCCCAGUCUGUCGUUGGCACGGCUUACGGCUUCGCCAAGGGUGUUACUGGUGGUGGUAACGCAGCCGCUGCCAUCCCCUCCUCCGUCGACGAACUCACUCAGUGGCUUGCCGACGAUACCCCCCGUACCAUCAUCGUCGACAAGGAGUACGACUUCACAGGCACCUCUGCCAAGGGCAAGGGCUGCAGCCGUAAGAGCUGCACAGUUGCCAACGGCGGCCAGCUCUUUCUUGGAGACCUCUCCUGCGGCACCAGCGAUAACGUUGCCACCACCGUCAGCUACGACCUCGCUGCUACCGAGCCCCUCAUCGUAGGCAGCAACAAGAGCAUUCUCGGCUCCAAGGGCAAGGGAAUACUCAACGGCAAGGGCCUUCGUGUCAAGACCAACGCCAAGAACGUUAUCAUUCAAGGCAUCGAGAUCACGAACUUGAACCCUAGCGUUGUCUGGGGAGGUGAUGCCAUCGACUUGCAGGGCGGCAACGACGGUGUCUGGAUUGACCACAACAGAAUCUCCAAGAUUGGCCGUCAGUUUAUCGUCACCCACUUCGCCGGUUCCCGCGUCACCAUUUCCAACAACUACUUCGAUGGAGCCACCCCGGCUUCAACCACCUGCAACGGCAACCACUACUGGACCGAGAUGCAUCUUGGUGACGGAGACCAGAUCACCAUCGACAGAAACUACUACGUCAACGUCUCUGGCCGUUCCCCCAAGCUCGGUCCCAAGGGUACCUUCCACGCUACCAACAACUUCUUCCAGAACGUUCAGGGCCACACUUUCGAGCUGUUCACUACCACCCUUGCUCUCAUUGAGGGUAACGCAUUCGAGAACGUGAAGCAGCCUUACGUCGGCCAGGUCUUCUCAAACAGCUUCAACGCCCCUGACGCCAAGUCUGCUGCUGCCUGCUCCUCCAAGAUUGGCCGUGCUUGCGUGAUCAACAGCGUCGACUCCAAGAGUGGCCAGUUCAAGGCUUUGGCCCAGACUAACGUUCUGUCCACCUUCGCGAAGCUUAGCGGAUACCUCGUCAAGCCCGUUGCUGCCGACACCGUCGCCAGCCUUGUCGUUGGCAACGCCGGUCCCGCUAAGCUUGGCGGCUCCGGCUCCGGUGCUACCCCUACCACUGUUGCCACUUCUACCCGCAAGGCUACCUCUGCCCCUGCUUCCCACACCACUAAGGCCGCUCACUCCUCGAAGGCUGCUCAGUCUUCCAAGACCAAGGCUGCUCACACCUCAAAGGCCAAGCCUACUCCUAGCACUCCCAGCACUCACACUUCCACCAAGAGAGCAUCCUGCCAGCAGACCGCUGCUGGAAACUCCACCGAGUCGGCUAUCGUUCAGAACUACCACCAGUGUGGUGGAAAGGGCUGGACUGGUGCCACCGUUUGCGUCGCUGGAACGUCUUGCGUUGUUCAAAACGAGUGGUACUCUCAGUGCGUGAGCUCCGCUACAAGACGCAGCUCCAAGGCGCUCCGUCGUGUCUAAAGAUCUAGACAUUGUAUACAUGAAGACCAAGAAGUCUUCAAAGCUAAGGUGUGACUGGAUGGCACCCAGUUUUUUUUCUUGGAGAUAGU
Messenger RNA from Colletotrichum acutatum, 1622 nucleotides. RefSeq names its product pectin lyase. Gene Ontology annotation, molecular function: pectate lyase activity; cellulose binding. The transcript is spliced from 2 exons. Gene Ontology annotation, biological process: carbohydrate metabolic process. Gene Ontology annotation, cellular component: extracellular region. The coding region runs from base 1 to 1533 and encodes 510 amino acids. The record is from RefSeq and is a predicted model, not a curated record. NCBI's taxonomy places the organism in Eukaryota, Fungi, Ascomycota, Sordariomycetes, Glomerellales, Glomerellaceae.